UUUACAGAAGUGGUACCUCAUGUCUCCUAUUUUCUAUGGAAGCCUACACGUGUUUACUUUUUUAACGUAAACCGAAUUUGCCAUUUAGGCGUGUAACAGGCGUGUUUAUAGGCUAAGAUGGGACCUAAAGUAGAGUAUUUAAUAGCUGAUACAACAGCAUUUAUUAAGAGUUAUUCUCUACAGGAACUAAGUGAGAAGAUAUUUACUGUCCAAGAAGUUGUUGAUGAAAUAAAAAACAAACGACAAUUGCGCAGACUUGUGGUAUUACCAUAUGACCUUCAGAUCAAGGAUGUCUUUACAGAAAAUAUAGCAUUUAUUACAGAUUUUGCAAAGAAGACAGGUGACUACCCAAGUUUGUCAGCGACAGAUAUUAAAGUGAUGGCUCUUACGUACCAGCUGGAGAAGGAGAAAGUUGGCACCGAACAUUUGAAGCUAGAGCCGACUGUAAAUCGAACAGUCAGCUUCUCUGCAGCAAAACCAAGCGAUACUUGCCCAGAAAUGCAGGCAGGUUUUUAUCUUUCACAUAAAAAGGUUUCAAAAGUCCUUGAUGAAGAGGUAACCGAUAAAAUGGCUUCAUUGAACUGUGGGACGAAUGAGGAUCAUUGCACAACUGAACUGGAAAGUCGGAACUUGUCUGAAAGCGAUGGUGAAGAAGGUGCCCCCUAUGAAGAUGCUGAAGACAGAGUUUUGGAAAGUGAUGAUAGCUUUAGAGAUUGUCGUGAAGAUUUAAGUGGUUCUGAAGUUGAGGAGGAAGAUAGCUGCUUUGAUGUGAAUGACAUUUUAAUCCCGGUCACCUCUCUUGAUGGUAGCUCAGACGAUUACGACUACGAAGAAGAAGAUAGCGAUUCUGAUGGUGAAGAUGCAUGGAUUACACCAGGAAACAUCAACCAAGUGAAGAAGGGUAUGAAUUUUAAAGGAAAUGAAGAUGCAAAGUCUUAUGUUGUUGCAUGUAUUACUUCAGAUUUUGCCAUGCAGAAUGUAUUGAUGCAAUUGGGUUUGAAAGUAGUAUCGGUGGAUGGUAAAAUUAUUCGUCACCUACGCACAUUCAUUCUUCGGUGCUACGGAUGUCAUAAGACCACAAGCAUUAUGACAAAGCUUUUCUGCCCUAACUGUGGCAACAAGACUCUGAAGAAAGUAGCAGUAUCUAUCAAGGAAGAUGGAACUCAACACAUCCAUAUCAAUGCCAGAAGGCCUCUUACAGCAAGAGGUAAAAAGUUCUCGCUGCCCAUGCCGAAAGGUGGAAAGCAUGCCAACAAUCCAAUCCUGGUUGAGGAUCAGAGGCUACCCCAGCAGCAUGCCUCCCGUCUGGCCCGUCAGAAGAAUGAUCCCUUGGCCCCGGACUACAUAGCAGGAUUUUCUCCCUUCAUAAUGCGAGAUGUGAGCUCCAGAUCUGCCAUGCUGGGGAUACGACCUUCAGAAACAAAGCACUGGAUGCGUAAAAACCCUAACGAGGCUAGAAGAAGAUCCUCCAAGAAAAAGAAAUGACGUGACUUUUGUACCAACUGUCUUUUGUAAAAAAAAUAUUACGUGAAAUAAAUUAUGUUUUUAAA
Molecule: messenger RNA, 1550 nt
Organism: Bacillus rossius redtenbacheri
Lineage: Eukaryota; Metazoa; Arthropoda; Insecta; Phasmatodea; Bacillidae
Product: RNA-binding protein NOB1
Exons: 7
Coding region: 118-1485 (455 amino acids)
Biological process (GO): ribosomal small subunit biogenesis; maturation of SSU-rRNA
Cellular component (GO): preribosome, small subunit precursor
Molecular function (GO): RNA endonuclease activity
Source: RefSeq, a predicted model, not a curated record